AAAGUUGAUGUUUAUGUUCUAAAUAAUCUUUGGAACUUCAAAUUAACAUUUUAAAAAUUUAAACGUUUUAAGAAAUGCAACGUAACAUUUAAAAUGUAAGAUAAACAAAGAAUUUUAACAAGUCGUUGUUGAUGCACAAAACAUGAUAUUUUUUUAAUUUUCAGAUAAAAUUGGAAUAUUUGUAAUAAUUUUCUUGAAAGUAACAUCUUAAAUAAUUACAAUUUAUUGUUCUUCAAGCAAAUGGGACUGACUGCAUAAGCGCACACUUUGGAUUUUUUAUUAUGCGAUUAUCGUGGAGAGCACUAAUUAUCUUGAUAAUAUUGGUCAUUGUUUUUGUUUUGUUCGAAACUCAAAGAAAAGAAAAAUCAAAACAUAUUGAAAAAAAAAGAGCCGUCAAAAGUGAAAGGCGAUUUAACUACAAAAAACACAAGAAAAUUUUAACAAACAGAUUAAAGUCGCUAGUUGCAGGGCAAAGUUUAGGUGCGUUAUUUCCUAAAUCUGUGGAGAAAAAAAAAACAAUCAAGGAAAUUGACAACGGUAAUUAUAAACUACACCGGCUUUUGUUUCAAAUGUGGGAUCCAAAUAAACAAAACGAUCAAGCUAAUCUUUUAAACUGCGAUAACUUGAUAAGUAUGGAUGAAAAGCAAUUUAAACAAGGUCGACGUUUUGCUCGUAAAUUAAAUCAUAAGUUUUAUGAAUAUAUAAAUGUCUCUGAAAUUUAUGAGACCAUUCGACACAGUUGUAUGCCUGUUCACAACAUAUUUUCCUAUAAAACUCCAAAAUAUAGCUAUGCAUCUUACCCAAUAGCAUAUACUAUAACACUUGACCGAACUGCGGAACAAUCGUUGCGUUUUUUGUCAAGUAUUUAUCAUCAUGACAAUAUAUACUGUAUUCACCCUAACUCAAUAUUCGGCUCAACGUACUUAAAUGUUUUUAAAAAAAUUUCCGACUGCGUUCCAAAUAUUAUUUUACCCGAUCGAAUAUACGGAAUAAAAGUAAAGACAUACAAUCGUCUAUUAGCACAAAUUGCUUGUUUCAAAAAACUUCUUAACACCACUGUUCCGUGGAGAUAUGGAUUUAAUUUACCCAGUUCUGCUUUUCCAUUAAGAAAUAAUACUUAUUUUGUGCAAUAUUUAAAACAAAAACCGUAUGAAAACGUUGUCCCGUGGGAUAUACCUGCUGAACGUUUUCAAAAACGCUUUAUGUAUUCGUUUGCUUUGAAAGAAAUUGAAGGAGAAACAUUACUUGUACGAACAAAUAUUAAAAAAAAGAAUCCUCCUGGAAACAUUAAAAUAUUUCGAAAAGGGGAGCACUUUAUAUCAACCCGUGAAUUUUGGGAAUUUCUAACUGAAUCUGAUAUAGCUAAGUCAUUCUUAGAAUGGGCCCACGACACUAAAAACCCAGAAGACUUUUUUUAUGCUAGUAUGAAUCGGUAUAAAGGUGCUCCUGGCGGGAUACCAUAUAACGAAGAGGAUCUUCAACAAGAAGGAGCAUUACAGACAGUAGAGAGUGAAAAUGUAAUUGAUUUGCCAGAUAGCGAUUUUGUUGUUAACCUGUGGAAAUCUGAUCACAGUAUAAAAUGUCACGGUGUGUAUAGAGGUUAUAUGUGCAUUUUUGGAUCGGCCGAUUUAAGAUGGUUAAUCCAACAAGAUAGUUUGUUUGCUUUUUCAUUUGAUUACCGAGUUGAUCGUGUAGCAAUAGAUUGUCUUACAAAACAUAUACAGACUCCAUUGCUGACGGAAUAUAAUGAACAAACAAAUAAUUUGUUCUCAUAAUGUUUUGUUGUACAAAAGGUUACUAAUAAAAUUAAUAACAGGCUCUUAACCAUGUAA
Molecule: messenger RNA, 1832 nt
Organism: Hydra vulgaris (swiftwater hydra)
Lineage: Eukaryota; Metazoa; Cnidaria; Hydrozoa; Anthoathecata; Hydridae
Source: RefSeq, a predicted model, not a curated record